This is a messenger RNA of Camellia sinensis, 2344 nucleotides long. Its product is annotated as O-fucosyltransferase 20. Gene Ontology annotation, cellular component: cytoplasm. The record is from RefSeq and is a predicted model, not a curated record. Lineage: Eukaryota; Viridiplantae; Streptophyta; Magnoliopsida; Ericales; Theaceae.
ACAAUUUUAGACCCAAAAACAACGUCUGAUUCACUCACAUACCUCUCUUUGCUGACUACCCUUUUCAAUCCGACGCGGAUUGUUGUAUCGAGAACUUGGCCUUCCCGCCGCCCGCACCUUCCUUCCUUUCUCUCUCCUCUUUUCUCUCUCUAAAAACUUUCCAAGAAAGCCAAAGAAAAUCUCACCAAUAAACAGAGAGAGAAGACAAAGGCCCUCAAGGGUCUCUGUUUUGUGUUCUGUAAUGGCGAAAUCGAAGAAACAAGCUUACAUAUCAGUCCCAUCUCAGAUAAUCAGCACUCUCUCAUCUUCUUCUCUACAAUCUCUUCUUCUUUCUCCAAAGAAAUCAUCAAAGAACAAGACCAUGUCAUGGAAGAACCCAAGGUUCUGGUUUCUUUCUCUCUUUCUCUGCGCUUUUCUUGGAAUGUUGAAGAUGUGGUUCAAUCUCGACCCAUUAGUCCCAUUCUCUCCCAACCCAUGUUGGAUUCUUCAUCAAGAACCAUCAUUUAGAGAUGGGUUUUCGAUUUCACAGCUUCAUAACAAUGUUGGAGAUGUGGAGAAAAGAGAUGAAGAACAAGAACAAGGACAAGAACAAGAACAAGAACAAGAACAGAGUGAGUUUUGGAAACAACCUGAUGGGUUGGGAUAUAAGCCUUGUUUGGAUUUCACUAGAGAGUACAAGAAAUGGAGUGGAGAGAUUGUGAAGGACAGGAAAAAUUAUCUGAUGGUGGUGGUCUCAGGUGGGAUGAAUCAGCAAAGAAAUCAGAUUGUUGAUGCUGUGGUGAUUGCAAGAAUUCUUGGGGCAGCUCUGGUUGUUCCCGUCUUGCAAGUCAACGUUAUUUGGGGCGAUGAAAGUGAAUUUUCUGAUAUUUUUGAUUUGGAACACUUUAAAAAGGUUCUAGCCAAUGACGUGAGAAUAGUUUCAUCGCUGCCAUCGACACAUUUGAUGUCGAGGCCGGUGGAGGAUAGACAGAUGCCGGUUAAUGUCAACCCUCAAUGGAUCCGUGCGCAUUACCACAGACGACUUAGGAGGGAUGGUGUUCUGCUCAUUCGUGGUUUCGAUUCAAAGCUUUCUAAAGAUCUCCCUUCCGAUCUUCAGAAGCUCCGUUGCAAGGUGGCAUUUCAAGCACUGAAGUUCGCUCCACCGAUCCUAGAACUUGGUAAUAUGCUCACAGAGAGGAUGAGGAGUAAGGGACCUUAUCUUGCUCUUCAUCUCCGAUUAGAGAAGGAUGUAUGGGUGAGGACAGGUUGUCUUCCUGGUUUGAGUCACGAGUAUGACGAAAUGAUAAGCAAUGAGAGAAAACUACGGCCAGAGCUCUUAACUUCAAAAUCAAAGAUGACUUAUCAUGAAAGAAAGCUUGCAGGCCUCUGUCCCCUAAAUGCAUUAGAUGUUACACGGCUCCUUAAAGCUUUAGGAGCUCCAAAGAAUGCAAGAAUAUAUUGGGCUGGUGGGAAUCCAUUGGGAGGGAAAGAAGCAUUGCUACCGCUAAUUAGAGAAUUUCCUAAUUUGUACAACAAGGAAGACAUUGUCUUGCCUGGGGAGCUUGAGCCAUUCGCAAGCAAGGCUUCUGUUUUGGCCGCUAUUGAUUAUAUAGUAGCUGAUAAUAGUGAUGUGUUCAUGCCAUCACACGGUGGAAAUAUGGGUCAUGCAAUUCAGGGACAUAGGGCAUUUGCGGGGCACAAGAAGUAUAUUACGCCAAACAAACGACAGAUGCUUCCCUACUUCCUAAAUGCUUCUCUCCCUGAAGCAGAGUUCAAUAGGAUUAUAAUGGAUUUGCACCAAGAUUCCUUAGGGCAGCCAGAUCUCAGGACUAGCAAAGCCGGAAGGGAUGUUACCAAGUUUCCUGCUCCUGGAUGUAUGUGCAAUGAUUCAAAUUCACAUUCCUCAUGAUUCGACAACUCCAAUAUUCCCAUGUAUUGAGGUCUUCAUCAGAAUGAAUGCUCCAAGACGCGGAGCGUGAUGAAAACUAGAAGUGUCUAUAGGUCAGAACAUGGUCUUGAAGUGCAACCAUUGCAGGAGGCGGCAAAGAAGUCAGCUUUGGAGAUGAGCAAUCACUACAAUUCACUUAUGUUGCCACGGUCCAAUAUACUUUUCCACUUGCUUAUGUACAAAUACACGGUGAAUAAUUUUUUUUAGGGUUAUAAUACCACAAUUGAUGGCAUAGCUUCAUUUUUUGAUUCCUGAAAGAGUAAAAGGGAGGGUUGCCUGGGGAGGGGGGAUGGGGAUUUUUCAGAUUUGAAAGAAAAACAAAAAUUUUUUUUGUUCAUUCUUUGUAAUGUAUCAAUGUAUGACUUGAUCAAUAAAUGUACAUAUAUAGAGGUGUAUUUCCACUGAGAUUGUAUUAUA